Messenger RNA from Mus musculus (house mouse), 781 nucleotides. RefSeq names its product malignant T cell amplified sequence 2 (gene Mcts2). NCBI's taxonomy places the organism in Eukaryota, Metazoa, Chordata, Mammalia, Rodentia, Muridae. The coding region runs from base 101 to 646 and encodes 181 amino acids. Gene Ontology annotation, molecular function: RNA binding. Gene Ontology annotation, biological process: translation reinitiation. Gene Ontology annotation, cellular component: cytoplasm. The transcript has a single exon. The record is from RefSeq and is marked validated.
AGAUGCCGGUGCCAUCCUUCCUGUAGACCGCGACUCGGACGGUCGGCGAUCCACGCCUCGCCUCAUCUCUCAUACCUGACGGUGCCCCUUCACCAAGAUCAUGUUCAAGAAAUUUGACGAGAAGGAAAGUGUGUCCAACUGCAUCCAACUGAAAACUUCCGUUAUUAAGGGUAUUAAGAGCCAACUGACUGAGCAGUUUCCAGGUAUCGAGCCGUGGCUUAAUCAAAUCAUGCCUAAGAAAGAUCCCGUCAAAAUAGUGAGAUGCCAUGAACACAUGGAAAUCCUUACAGUCAACGGAGAAUUACUGUUUUUCAGGCAGAGAAAAGGACCUUUUUAUCCAACGCUAAGACUACUUCACAAAUACCCGUUUAUCCUGCCACACCAGCAGGUCGACAAAGGAGCCAUCAAAUUUGUGCUCAGUGGUGCAAAUAUCAUGUGCCCGGGUUUAACGUCUCCUGGAGCGAAGCUCUACACUGCUGCAGUAGAUACCAUCGUGGCGGUCAUGGCAGAGGGGAAAGAGCAUGCCCUGUGUGUCGGAGUCAUGAAGAUGGCUGCAGCAGACAUUGAGAAAAUCAACAAGGGGAUCGGCAUUGAGAAUAUCCAUUAUCUAAAUGACGGGCUGUGGCACAUGAAGACAUAUAAGUGAGCCUUAGACACAAUACACCUGAGCUAAAUAUAAAUAUUGCGUUGUAUCUCUGUGUGUGUCUGUAUGUGACAUCAUGAAGACAAUACCUCUAUGGUUAUGCUGAAUAAAUUCAACAAAUACCUUUAAAAAACAAAA